CUCCCACCUCAUCCUCCGGAGUAGCUGGGACCACAGGUGCACACCACCAUGCCUAUUUUUUUUUUUUUUUUUUUUUUUUUUGAGAUGGAGUCUCACUCUGUCCCCCAGGCUGGAGCGCAGUGGUGCAAUCUUGGCUCACUGCAACCUCUGCCUCCCGGGUUCCAAUUAUUCUCCUGCCUCAGCCUCCCAAGUAGCUGGGACUACAGACACACGCCACCAUGCCCAGCUAAUUUUCAUAUUUUUAGUAGAGACAGGGUUCCACCAUAUUGGUCAGGCUGUUCUUGGAUUCCUGACUUUGUGAUCUGCCCACCUUGGCCUCCCAAAGUGCUGGGAUUACAGGCGUGAGCCGCCACGCCUGGCCUACUUUUGAUUUUUUUUUUUUAAGAGACCGGGUCUUGCUGUAUCACCAAGGUUGGAGUGGAGUGGCACAAUCACAGCUCACUGCUUCCCUUAAUUCCUGUGCUCAAGAGACCCUCCCCCUUCAGGCUCCCAAGUAGCUGGGACUACAGGCACACAUGACCACAGCCGGCUAAUUUUUUUAAUUUUUUGUAGAAAAAUUUCUCGCUUUGCUGCUCAGACUGACCUGGAACCCCUGGACUCAAGUGAUCCUCCUGCCUCAGCCUCCUGAGUAGCUGGGAUUACGGGCACGCGCCACCACACCCAGCUAAUUUUUGUUAUUUUUAGUAGACACAGGGUCUUACCAUGUUGGUCAGGCUGGUCUCAAACUCCUGAUCUCAGGUGAUCCGUCCACCUCGGCCUCCCAAAGUGCUGGGAUUACAGGCGUGAGCCACCUUGUCUGGCCUAACAAUCUUAAUUGUGUCUGCAAACUUAAAUCCCGUUUGCCAUGUAACAAAUGUAAGUCAGCCCAGGCUGCUAUAAGGAAAUACAACAGCAGGUUCUUAAACUGCAGACAUCUGCUUCUGGCAGCUGGGAAAUCUAAGGUCAAAGGGCUGGCUAGCUCGGUUCCUGCUGAGGGCUCCCUUCCUGCCAUGCCUUCUUGCUGCAUCUUCCCAAGGCUGACAGAGAACAGAGACAGAAAGUGCUCUGGUUUGUCUUUUUCUCUUUUUUGGAGACGGAGUCUUGCUCUGUCACCCAGGUUGGAGUGCAACGGGGCAAUCUUGGCUCACUGCACCCUUCGCCUCCCGGGUUCAAGUAAUUCUGCCUCAGCCUCUAGAGUAGCUGGGAUUAUAGGAGCCCAUUAAAAAAUAUAAUUUGGCCGGGCGCGGUGGCUCAAGCCUGUAAUCCCAGCACUUUGGGAGGCUGAGGCAGGUGGAUCACGAGGUCAAGAGAUGAAGACCAUCCUGGUCAACAUGGUGAAACCCCGUCUCUACUAAAAAUACAAAAAUUAGCUGGGCAUGGUGGCGUGUGCCUGUAAUCCCAGCUACUCAGGAGGCUGAGGCAGGAGAAUUGCCUGAACCCAGGAGGCAGAGGUUGCGGUGAGCCGAGAUCGCGCCAUUGCACUCCAGCCUGGGUAACAGGAGCGAAACUCCGUCUCAAAAAAUAAAUAUAUAUAUAUAAUUUAAGACUGGGCAUGAUGGCUCACGCCUGUAAUCCAGGCACUUUGGAGGCCAAGGCGGGUAGAUCACCUGAGGUCGGGAGUUCAAGACCAGCCUGACCAACAUGGUGAAACCCCGCCUUUAAAAAUAAUAAUAAAUAAAUAAUUUAUCUCAAAUUUAUUAUUGUCCAUUCAUUAAUAAAUAAUAAUAAUAAUUUUGGCAGAACACAAUUCAACUUAUUCUUUUUUUUUUUUUUUUUCUUUUUAAGACAGAGUUUUGCUCUUAUUGUCCAGGCUGGAGUGCAAAGCAAAAUCUCGGCUCACCACAACCUCCACUUCCCAGGUUCAAGCGAUUCUCCUGCCUCAGCCUCCGGAGUAGCUGGGAUUACAGGCAUGCACCACCAUGCCUGGCUAACUUUUGUAUUCUUAGUAGAGACGGGGUUUCACUAUGUUGCUGCCCAGGCUGGUCUCAAACUCCUGACCUCAGAUGACCCGUCUGCCUCGGGCUCCCAAAGUGCUGGGAUUACCGUGAGACAGCGCAACCGGCCCACAAUUCAAUGUAUAACAAUCACAUAUUCAUUGGUUUGGGGAUCAGGAGGUGGACAUUUGGGAGGAAAGGGUCCAUGGCAGGGCCGGUCACACCCAGCGAGGUCACAGGGGCAUCUGUGACUUCAUCGUUCCCUAGGUCCCCCAGGCAACCACCCUCCCACUAAACACUCCCGCAUGGUAGCUGGACCAGCAAACGCCUCUCAGGGAUUUGAAGCCCAGUGUCCUCACUUCCUCCAUGGGCGCUCCGCCUGGGGAACCUGAGAACCCUUGCUCAAGGAUCCAGGCACUGUUUAGGAAGGUCACGACCUUACUCACCAAACCCCCUCCUCCGCCCCCACCCCGCUCCUGGAAGCCUGGCUGUACACACGUGUGUGGGUACGUGUUUGGGCACAUGUAUGACAACAGUCUUGAACAUCUCCUGUCACAGCAGGUGCUGGACACAGGAGAGCAGCUGAUGGUCCCCAUGGAAAUCCUGGAAAUGGAUAACAAGGGGGCCCUGUGGAAGUUUCUGCUCUCAGGAGCUAUGGCCGGGGCGGUGUCUCGCACAGGCACAGCCCCUCUGGACAGAGUCAAGGUGUACAUGCAGGUGCAUGGGGGUCCUCCCCCCACCCCCUACUCCAAGACCAACUUCACCAACCUGCUGGGGGGGGCUACAGAGCGUGGUCCAGGAGGGGGCCUUCACUCCCUGUGGCGGGGCAACGGCAUCAACGUGCUCAAGAUUGCUCCUGAGUAUGCCAUCAAGUUCUCCGUAUCUGGGCAGUGCAAAAACUACUUCUGUGGACUACAAGAGUCUCCGCCCUUCCAGGAGCGUCUCCUCGCCAGCUCCUUGGCUGGGCCAUCUCCCAGACCCUCAUCAAACCCCAUGGAGGUGCUGAAGACGUGACUGACCUUGCGUCGGACAGGCCAGUACAAGAGGCUACUGGACUGUGCCAGGCAGAUCUUGGAGCAGGAGGGCACCUGCACCCUUUACCGCGGCUACCUGCCUAAUAUGCUCGGCAUCAUCCCCUACGCCUGCACGGACCUGGCCGUCUAUGAGAUGCUCCAGUGCUUCUGGCUGAAGUCAGGCAGGUAUAUGGGGGACCCCAGCAGCCUGGUCAGUCUGUCAUCUGUGACACUGUCCACGACCUGUGGCCAGAUGGCCAGCUACCCACUGACUCUGGUGCGCACCAGGAUGCAGGCCCAAGACACCGUGGAGGGCUCGAACCCCACCAUGCGUGCAGUCUUCCAGCAGAUCCUGGCCCAGCAGGGCUGGCUAGGGCUGUGCCGAGGCAUGACCCCCACGCUACUGAAGAUGUUACCAGCAGGUGGCAUCAGCUAUGUGGUGUACAACGCUAUGAAGAAAACCCUGGGCGUAUAGGGCUGUGAGCUGGACGACAGCCUAGGCUGAAAUGGGAUAGGCGGACCUGAUGACCCCUGGUCCCAAAGAGCCCUCAAGGCCUCAAGGCUCAGGCCCUGGAGCAGUUUUUGGUGGCAAAAGCAGGCUCCGGGUUGCCGGGGGAGUUGCUGGGUCAGAAGAUUCCUGAGGCUCCCUCCCCAGGAUGUAGCCUGAGACAAGAAACUUCGGCUCCAGUCUGGGUCCUUGUGGGUCGACCUGGCUCCAGGGCGGAAUGGUGAACAUGGCAGACAACCAGGAAUAAAGAGAUGGUUUUGGCUGAA
Messenger RNA from Callithrix jacchus (white-tufted-ear marmoset), 3700 nucleotides. It is a transcript of the gene SLC25A41, whose product is annotated as solute carrier family 25 member 41. Gene Ontology annotation, biological process: transmembrane transport. The record is from RefSeq and is a predicted model, not a curated record. Lineage: Eukaryota; Metazoa; Chordata; Mammalia; Primates; Cebidae.